GCUUCUCUCCAUCUCUUUCAAUUUCUAUACAUUUCUAUUUGUCAGCUAUCUUUUAAAACAACCUUAAAUCGUUACCACUUGCAUAUUCAUACAUCAUGUCUGACUGGGAUAAGCCUACGGUCAUCGGUUUCCGACAGCAGAAGCCUACUGUUGCCAAGGGAUCUACUUUGAACGCUGCUCAACGAGCCGGUCUUGUCAUUUCCUCGGAGUCUAAGGGUGCUGGCCAGUCAAAGGGUCCUGCCGAUCAUCAACGUAUUGCCAAGCUUGACCGAGAUGACGCCCCUAAGCCCCCAGAGAAGGUCAGCGCUGACGUCGGUAAGGCCGUUGCUACUGCGCGAAUGGCGAUCAAAAACGCAGAGGGCAAGAGUAUGACCCAGAAGGAGCUUGCCACUUCGGUCAACGCUAAGCCUCAAGAUAUUGCUGAUCUUGAGUCUGGGCGAGCUGUGCCUGACCAAGCUCUUUUGGGCAAGCUAGAGAGAAAGCUCAAUGUCAAGCUGCGUGGAGCCAAGAAUCUCAUUGGUACACCUCUCCAUCCCAAAAAGAAGUAAUUAGCGAUCACAGAAAAGUAGCGAAAUGUUGGCGGGGGGUUGACGGAUCUACUGAAGUCUCAGCAUGACGCUGGAGACUGUGUAUCAGUUUACACGACAUGUCAUGCAUUAUGUUUGUGCAUUGCAAUAAUCUGGUGACAAUGCUGCUUGUUUGUACAUGA
Molecule: messenger RNA, 709 nt
Organism: Cryptococcus deneoformans JEC21
Lineage: Eukaryota; Fungi; Basidiomycota; Tremellomycetes; Tremellales; Cryptococcaceae
Product: MBF1, putative
Exons: 6
Coding region: 96-548 (150 amino acids)
Cellular component (GO): nucleus
Molecular function (GO): DNA binding
Source: RefSeq, a predicted model, not a curated record